UAUGCCUUCUCACUUUCUAUUUUCACCAUUAUCAGAUGAAUCACAAAGAUUUUUGUGUAAUAAGAUGAACUUUCCAUCUCAACAUGUGAUUCAACAUGGGUUCAAAGAAACUAAAAUUCUUGGUCCCCCUCUAAAAACAUGCCGUAUAGUUGGUGAUGGAAAUUGUUUAUUUCGAGCUUUAUCAUAUGCUAUAACUGGAAGACAAUCAUACCACCGUGAUAUUCGCUCUAAGGUUGUUCAUCACAUGAAAACAAUAGAACAUGAUUUGAAACCACAUUUAAAUUGUUCUGUAGAUCACUAUUUAGAAAAUUCUCGUAUGAAUACUGAUGGWACAUGGGGCACUGAUAUCGAAAUUUUUGCAGCUGCAUCGUAUUUGAGCACAGAUAUAUAUGUUUAUACAAAUGUUAACAAUGCAUACCGCUGGCACCUUUUCUCAUUAAAUAUGUUAAAUGGCUCUUCUCCUGAGAACAAGGGUGCUAUUUAUAUUGAACAUGUCAAUAGAGUUCACUAUGAUGUUGUUAUUGAUGUUGGUUUACAUCAUAUUCCUGCCAGUAGACUAUCUAAUGAUUUAAAACGUGCUCAGAGUGUUCAAAGUGAACAUCAUUCAAUCAAAAGAUCAAAACUCACAGUUGCACCAAAGCAAGAUAGUAAUUUUUCAAGUACAAAAGUUAAAAGAAGUAAUAGAGAAAGGAUUUUGCCAGAAAUAAACAAUAAAGAACUUAAAGAAAAUGAGCAACAAUUCCAUGAAUCAAAACCAUUUAAUCAUUCCGAUUCUUUCAAAGGAUCAAAAGUUACAUUUGCAUCAAAGCAUGAUAGUUUUACCUCAGAUAGUAAAGUCCAAAUUAGUAAUAAAGAAGACAUUUUACCAGGAGUAACGUGUGAAGAAGCUGAGAAAAACAUGCAAAACUUUCAUAAAUCAAUGCAAUUUAAUAUUGUUCAGUGUAAUAUUUGCCAUGAAGCUUGGCCUUUGAGAACAAAACCUAAAUCAGUAUCUACAUAUAUAUGUACUAAAUGUGCUAGAGACAAAGAAACCCCUAAAAAAUUUUCAAAUGAAAACUUGAUGAUACCUUCAAAAGUUCCUACUCAACUUCAAGGAUUAACCCAAACAGAAGAAAUGCUAAUUGCUCGUGUUCUUCCCAUUAUGAGAGUUUAUGUUAGACCUGGAGGUCAGAGGGGUUAUUGUGGACAUUGUGUUAAUCUACCUCAAAAUGUUAAAGAAAUAGCAGAUUCACUGCCCCGUUGUCCAAGCCAACUACCAUUGAUUUGUGUAACUAUGAAAGGACAAAAAAAUACUUUUAAAGAUGUUUAUGUUAGAAAGUCUAAGGUUGAAAAUGCUUUGACAUGGUUAACAAAAAAUAAUCCUCAAUAUAGAGAUAUAAAGAUCGAUACAAAGAUUCUAGACUCUCUGCCAGAAAAUGGAGUCCCAACAACAUUACCAACAAUUGAAAGUCAGGAUUUGAACGAUGUAGAAAGUGAAGUUUCAUGUAAUGUUGAAAAAGACAAAAUUGAUGAUUCUGACGUUGUCUAUAAUUAUGAUACUGAUACCAACAGUUUUCUACCAGAAAGUACUAAUAAUGACUUGGAACUUGAUGCAAUUCAAGCUGAAUUAGGGCAUGUAGACUGGCCAUCAAUUGAAAGUAACCCAGUGAACGAAUUCACAACACACUUUCUUGCAACAAUGGCAUUUCCAACCCUAUUUCCUGAUGGUAAGGGUGACCCAACUAAUCCUUGUCUCUUAAGAGAUAUACCCUUAGGAAAUAAAUUUCAGCACCUCAUUAAGUUUGCAGAAAAUGUAAAUGGCAAAUGGAUUUACAGAUUUGCAAGUCAUCCUAGGUUUUCCUACUGGGCUUUAAACAUGAUUCAAAGGCAACGUGCUCUACAGCAAAGUAGUAUCUUUUUGAAACAAAAUCCUGGUGAAUCACAUUUGACCAUUGACGAAUUGCGUGAAAUGGCAAAUAAUAACACUUCCUCUGGUUUCAUGUCUAAACUAUCUCGAUACAUUGGCAAUGUUACUGGCAGUGCAGCUUAUUGGCAUAGGGUAAGAGAAGAUUUAAAAGCAAUCAUUGAUAGUAAGGGUGUUCCUACAAUAUUUUUCACAUUUUCAGCAGCCGACAUGCAUUGGCCUGAAUUGCAUUCCCUUUUUCAUAGCACAUUAAGUGAUUUGAAUAACAAUGAUCGAAGGCAAGCAAUUAUAGACAACCCACAUAUUGUUGACUGGAUGUUUACCAAACGUAUCGAAAGCUUUCUUAAACAUUGGCUUUAUGACACACUUAAGGCUGAAUGGCACUGGUAUAGGUAUGAAUACCAAGCUAGAGGAAGUAUCCACUGUCAUGGCACUGCAAAGCUAAAAACUGAUCCAGGUCUUUGUAAUUUAACAGAAAUAGCUUUGAAGGGUUAUUUGGCUGGAAAAGAGUUACUUAAUAAAGAUGGUGAUCUGCAAUUAUUACACAACAUUAAAGAGGGAAAUGAAGCUUGUGAAAAAAUUUGUCAAUAUGUUGAUUCAAUUCUUUCAACUGAAAAUCCUAUUCCUCCCGACCAAACAACUUGGAUCAAACCUGACUUACAUCCAUGUAAAAGGGUUUUCAAAGAUAUACCAAACAGUGAAUUAGAAGAUGACUACAUAAAUCUUUUAAACUCAGUGCAACGUCAUACACGAUGUAGUACUAGCUAUUGCUUAAGACAAAAUGGUGAAAAUUCUGAAUUGCUGUGUCGCUUUAAAUACCCCUUUGACCUUGCAAACAAAACUCAUCUUGUUUUUGAGCCAGUCAAUUCAAAAGAUAAAUCGAUAAAAUAUAGAGCCAAACUAGUCACAAAACGAAAUGAUUCUCGCUUAAAUAACCAUCAAAAAGUUCAAAUUCAGGGUUGGAGAGCAAAUUGUGAUAUUCAAAUUAUAAUAGACCAACAUGCUUGCGUAGAAUAUCUUACAAAAUAUGCAGCGAAAGGUGAACCUAAGUCACCUAUGUUGACAAAUGCUUUUAAGUCUGUUUUGCAGUCUGUACAUCUUAACACUAAACCUCACAAAGCAAUCAAAAAGAUUAUGAUGAAAACAAUUGGUGAGAGAGAUUAUAGUGCUCAAGAAACAAUGCAUUUACUUUUGUCAUUAAAAUUGUACAGUUCUUCAUUUGAUGUUUUGCCAAUAAAUUUAAAUGGAUCACGCAAAGUAUUCACAAAUGUGAAAGAUGAAAGUAUCUGUACUUCUCAGUCGUUGUUAGACAUAUAUGCAAAUCGUAUUAAUUUACGUUGCCAUGUGCCAGAUAUUAUGGAUAUGAAUUUUGUGGAAUUUGCCUCUAAAUAUAAAGUUGUGAAAGGAAAACUCCAACAGAGACCUCCUAAUGUUGUGCCAAGAAUAUUUCCUUCCUAUCCUUCAAACCCAAAAGGAGUUCAUUAUGAAAACUAUUGUAAAUACAAUCUGUUAAAAUUCAAACCAUGGGAAACCACACCAAACAAUAUUUUAACUGAUGAUGAACUGCAAGAAAAACCACAUGCAGCAGAAUGGCAUACAUUUUUGGAAACUCCUUAUGCUAAAAUCCAUGUACCAAACUGGUAUGAAAAAUUCCAUGAUGUUUUGGAGAACUUAGAACAAGUAGAUGUUCAUUUUGAGGAAAAUAAUGAUCAGUCACAAGAAGAGUGGAUGAUUUUGUCUAAUUAUCACAAUUCCAGUGAAACAUUUGAUUCAAAACCAACUGGUGAUCAAUCCAUAGACUGGCACUUGGACAGUGUUAAAUAUUCACAUGAGCAAAUUGGAAGUAUGCCCAAUUGGAUCGAAAAACAUAAGGAUACUUAUUCUAUUCCAUGUUCUAUAAAAUUGCAACCAUCAGAUCCAAAUACCUUUAGUGAAAAACAAAAACUAGCCUAUAACAUAAUAUUAAAGCAUGCUAAUGAUAUCACUAACAUUGAGCCUUUACUAAUGAUCAUCAAUGGAGAAGCUGGUACAGGAAAAAGUUAUUUGAUAAAUGCUAUUCAAUGUUAUCUUAAAGAGUUGUGUGUUGUUACAGCAACUACUGGCAAGGCAUCUUUCAAUGUCAAUGGCAUUACUAUUCAUUCAUUGUUAAAACUGCCAGUUGCAUCAUAUUCUCACAAAGAUUUAUCUGGUCAUCCCCUUCUCAACCUACAAGAGAAGCUUAAGUCUGUCCAGUAUAUUCUCAUUGAUGAAUAUUCAAUGCUUGGACAAACAACAUUCGGGUGGAUUGACAGACGUUGUAGACAAGCUUCAGGGAAAAAUGAACAGUUGUUUGGUGGGAAAUCAAUUAUUUUAAUUGGUGAUCCAGCACAAUUACCUCCUGUGGCAGAUAAGCCUUUAUAUCAUUCUGUACCAUCAACUGCUAUAGGAGAACAAGGCUAUCUAGCAUAUCGUAUGUUUAAUAGUGUCAUUUUAUUGACUGAUAAUCAAAGAGUACAAGGUUCUGACAGUGAACAAAGAAUAUUUCGAGACCUAUUAAAACAUAUACGCAAUGGCUGUAUCAGCACUAGUGAUUGGAAUGUGUUGUUGACAAGACAACCAACCUCCAUCACAAACCUUGAUGAAUUUAAAGAUGUCACUCGACUAUUUUAUAGCAAUGAAGAAGUUGGAAAGUAUAAUUUCUCCAAGUUAGAAGAACUGAAACAUCCCAUUGCCAAAAUUGAAGCAAGACAUUCCACUAUUAAAGCUAAAAAAAUAAGUCCACAAGAACUUUUUGGUUUAGAGCCAUUAUUAUUUCUAGCAAAAGGUGCGGUGGUGAUGCUUACAAACAACUUGUGGACAUCUGUUGGGUUAUGCAAUGGAGCUAAAGGAACUGUCAUGGAUAUUAUUUAUCAUCCUGAUCACAAACCACCUUCUCUUCCAAUUGCAGUUGUAGUCAAAUUUGAGUCUUAUUCUGGUCCAUCCCUUGACAAUUUUCCAUCUUGUGUGCCAAUUCCACCAAUAACUGCUUGUGUUGAUUCGAUUCAUGAACGACAGCAGAUUCCUCUUAGAUUAGCAUGGGCGUUAACAAUUCAUAAAAGCCAAGGUCUAACAUUAGAUAAAACAUGGAUAGAUAUUGGCAAAAGAGAAACCAGUUUAGGAACAUCCUAUGUCGCUAUUAGUAGAACACGAAAACUUUCUUCUUUAGUUAUUGAACCCAUGACAUUAGAAAGGCUUCUUAAUAUUAAUAAAUCUCCAAACAUGAAAUACAGAAAAGCUGAAGAGCAGAGAUUAUCCGACCUUGCUAAUAAUACCACUCUUUCAUUUUAAUUAAUUUUUUAGGGAGUUACAGUAAUUUCAUUUUAUGUGAUUUUUCUUUUUCUA
Messenger RNA from Exaiptasia diaphana, 5263 nucleotides. RefSeq lists its product as uncharacterized. Gene Ontology annotation, biological process: DNA repair; telomere maintenance. Gene Ontology annotation, molecular function: DNA helicase activity. The record is from RefSeq and is a predicted model, not a curated record. Lineage: Eukaryota; Metazoa; Cnidaria; Anthozoa; Actiniaria; Aiptasiidae. The transcript has a single exon. Bases 2 to 5209 code for a protein of 1735 amino acids.